Messenger RNA from Myripristis murdjan (pinecone soldierfish), 4913 nucleotides. RefSeq names its product zinc and ring finger 3 (gene znrf3). Lineage: Eukaryota; Metazoa; Chordata; Actinopteri; Holocentriformes; Holocentridae. The record is from RefSeq and is a predicted model, not a curated record. Bases 266 to 2962 code for a protein of 898 amino acids. The transcript has 8 exons.
AGGGGGGGUGAGAAAGAAAGAGAGAGAGGGAGAGAGAGGGAGAGGGAGAGAGGGAGCGUUUGCAGGCAAUGUAAUUGACAAGGCUUGCAGUGGUGAAAUAAACACGCUUCAGCCCGGGCGCAGCUUUUAUUGCACAAUUCCGACUCUUUUGACGCUCUUUUGACGCAUCGCCCAUUACGCGCACAGAUCCCAUUUCAUUUACCAACACCCAAAUAAUUAAUCCGUAUGAAAUUAUGUCCCGAUCGGCGCAGAUCCAGCCGGCAAGAUGAUGAUUUUACCAAGGAGAGGCUUAGAUCGUGUACCCGACUCGGUGGUCCUGGUGAUCUUGAUGGUCACCGCUUCUCUGGGUACCGUUUUCGCCAAGGAUACUGCCUUUGUGGAAGUGGUUCUGUUUGAGUCCAGUCCAAAUGGAGAUUAUACUACUUACACGACUGGCUUGCAAGGACGGUUCUCUAAAGCAGGAGCCACUAUCAGCGCGGAGGGGGAGAUCGUUCAAAUGCAUCCUUUGGGACUAUGUAACAAUAAUGACGAGGAGGACCUGUAUGAGUAUGGCUGGGUUGGAGUGGUGAAGCUGGAACAACCAGAACUGGACCCCAGUUGUCUAACGGUGCUGGGAAAGGCGAAGAGAGCGGUGCAGAGGGGAGCCACGGCCGUCAUCUUUGAUGUAUCAGAAAAUCCGGAUGCCAUUGACCAGCUCAAUCAGGUGGCGGAGGAUCCCCUGAAGCGGCCGGUGGUGUACGUGAAGGGGAACGACGCCGUCAAGUUGAUGAACAUCGUGAACAAGCAGAAAGUGGCCCGCGCUCGGAUACAACACAGACCGCCGAGGCAGCCCACGGAAUAUUUUGACAUGGGCAUCUUCCUGGCUUUCUUCGUGGUCGUGUCGCUGGUUUGCCUCAUUCUGCUGAUCAAGAUCAAGCUCAAGCAAAGGAGAAGCCAGAGCUCUAUGAACAGAAUGGCAAUCCAGGCCCUGGAAAAGAUGGAGACGCGCAAGUUCAAGGCCAAGGUCAAGGGUCAGCGUGAGAGCAGCUGUGGGGCGUCUGAUUCGCUGAGCAGCAGCUCCACUUCAGACUGUGCCAUCUGCCUGGAAAAGUACAUCGAUGGGGAGGAGCUCCGGGUCAUCCCCUGUGCUCACAGGUUUCAUAAGAAGUGUGUCGACCCCUGGCUGCUGCAGCAUCACACCUGUCCCCACUGUAGACACAACAUCAUCGAACAAAAGAAGGGGAAUCCAGGGCCAGUAUGCAUGGAGCCUGGCAACCCAGUCCACAGUCGGCAGCAGAGGGUGGUGCUGCCAGUCCAUUACCCAGGCAGGGUGCAUCGUGCUGGCCAGGUAACGGCCUACCCAACCCGUACCAGCAUGGACCCCCAUGGCAAUCCCAUCACUGUGCUCACUGUGGACCAACACCCAGAUCCUCAGGGUCUGUACCCACCCCAGUCAACCUCUGCCUUUCUACGGAGCUACCACCCCACCCUCCACCUGGACCACUCACUCAACCCCCACCACUGUGGAUUAGAGCACCGUGGACCCCCUGCCUACCCAGCACAACCCCACCAUGCUGCAUUCAAACGACCAAAGUUCCAUGGUCGCAACUUUUCACGAGCAGCCUGCUUCUCACAGUAUGAGACCAUGUACCAGCACUACUAUUUUCAGGGGUUGACUUUCCCUCAACAAUCUGAGGCAGGACAGGGGCCUGUGGUGGCAGGGCAACUGGGUGGGGCAGGGGGAGCUCAUAAGGGCCACCACAGCAGGGCCUUCCAGCAGGGGCUGUUAUACCCCACUGUGGUACACAUGGCACCUGCCUCUAGUUCACGGAUAGGUGAUGCUGGGAGUACAUCUGGCCUGGGCUGCUACCAUGGCCACCGCUCAGUGUGCAGUGGGUACCUUGCGGACUGCCCCGGUAGUGACAGCAGCAGCAGCAGCUCAGGCCAAUGCCACUGUUCCUCUAGUGACUCCAUGUUGGACUGUACCGAGGUCAGCAAUCAAGGGGUGUACGGUAGCUGCUCCACCUUCCGCAGCUCACUGAGCAGCGACUACGAUCCUUAUGUCUACCGAAGUAAGAGCCCAUGUAGGGGCUCUGCAGGGGAGGCAGGGGCUGCGGCUUGCACCUCAGUUCCUGCUGAGGACUCCUUAACCCCUGCUCCCUCGGGACACGACUGCCUCCAGCCUCCUACCGGGGCUUCAGGGUAUAACUCGGGGGACCACCUCUCCAGCUGCAGCAUGGAGCCCAACUACAGCAGUCGCUCAUCACUGGAACCCAGGGAGAACAGCAACAAUAGCACUACCUCAGCCGGGGCUCCAGAGGCCGCUGGAGUGGACAGGGGAAAGGGUGCACAGGAGGAGUCAGGGGAGCUAGGGGCUGCAGCCUGUAGCUGCUGCUUCGAAGUGCUUCCUCCCAAUGUGGAAUGCAAAGGGCAUGACUCGGACCGAGUUGGGCCUCUGGCCUCAGGGCGCUGUCACAGGGGGGCAGAUUUUCAGAGCUCCACUGCAAAAAACUACUUUGCCCCUGAGCACAUGUGUGCUUCCUCAGAGCAGGUGAGCUACGAGGGACUUCCUUGCUGUUUCUACAAAGAAAUGAAGGUCCACCGGGCCACAGCAGGGCGCUAUGCGGAGGACUAUGCUGUCAAUGUGCAGUAUGCACAUGCAGACUCAGAUGCCUGCUCUGGACAGGGCUGCUGCGAACUUAGUCAAAGAAUACCUAUAAUUCCUGAGGACACAGAUUGUGAAUUGGGCAUAGGGGCAGAGACCCAGAACAGUUUACUGCCUGCCAGUGUCACAGUGGAGGGGGAGGGGCGAACAGGGGAGCGACAGGAGCCCAGGGAGGGUUAUUUCACCUCAGGACAAUUCAGAGGUCAGCCAUACCCUCAGGAGGAGGAGACGAGGGCUCUAUUCCUCCCCCAGCUCUCUUCUAGCCACAAUGCAUCGGGAAGCAGUACUUUGACAAAUGAGGGGCAUCUAGGUAUAUGAGGUUGAGCCCCAAAACAAGGGACUCAGUCAAAGCGUGUAUUUGGUACCAUACCAGUCAGUAAGUCAAUCAUUGAAACCCUCAGUUGCCUUGUUCUAACCUUGCUCGCUGAGCUCUGAAUGUUAUCAUCUUAGAUUGUGUGGAUUUCUACUGAAACUGAUGGCCUGACAUUUCUAGAUAUACAGUAUAUCCAGUUCAUUCCUGUGGCCACAAACGUCUCACACCAAACUAUGUUAGCAUAGCGUUGAGACAUACGUAUACUACAAAUAUGGAUGGAGGUUGAUAACUGAAACUAGAGUGGUAGAUUUUGGCAUCUAGAUGUUGGCUAUCUGCUGCCAUCCAGGGUCAGGACCGUGCAACUAUAAGUAGCGGCGAUGUAACUGGGCCCAGUUCUUGUGAGAUUUUUCUGACUUAGUGAAAAUCUGUUUCAAGAUAUUUAGACUCCAUUUUUGUGCAAGAUAUUUGAUUUUUUUUUAAAAAAUGUACGUUUUAGCUCAUCACACAUACAUCUACAUGUAUACAUUUUGUAUAUGUGUGUACAUGAACACUGUUGCCUAUAAAGCUUCAACAAACCACCAACUCAAAUAGAAAGGUUGUAUGGAUACAGCUAUACCAAAACAGAUUGACAUGAUUGUUGUUGUUUUUUAUACUUUCUUUUUCUUUUUUAAAGGGCAGGGAAAGGGGUCUUUCUCAGUGUCUGUGACCCACAAAUUUCUCUCUGAGGAGACAAAGCUAUAUAGUAUAGAAAAAAAUGCAUAGAAAUGUGAAUGCAUGGCUGACACUGGUCUCUGUUCAUUAUGAUACAGAAUUUGUUUGUUUUAUGCAUUACAUUUCUAUACAGUAGUGGCCUACCUGUACAAGAUGUGCCAGAACAACAUAAAAGCCUUAUGCUGGUAAGCUAUUGUAGCAGUAUCUGAAGAGACUGUGCCACUUCUGGUUGAACAGAUAUCCAAAGUGGCACAGUGUCUUUGGGUCAGUAGAUUUCUUCAAGAGGUAGAGUGUACCACUCUACCUCUUGUUUGGAAGCCCUUAAAAGUUUUUUUAGCUGUCACUUACCCAAUUUCCUCCAUGAGGCAUGCUCUUGAUUAUCUACGAUUCUUAAGGUUCUAGCAUGUAUCUAAAGGCCAAAGGAAAAUAGCUGGAAAAGACUCAUAAUUCAUAAGGGUUCCUCAUUGUACUGUGACUUUUUGUUUUGUUGUUUUUUUUUGUUUUUUUUUAAACAAUGCAGUUACACAUACCACAGUGUAUCCGUUUGAAUCGUAUCGUAUCAUGCAUAAUACAUACUCGCGAUAUCAAUGCUUGUAAUUCAUGCCUUUCUGUUUGUCCUGCAGACUGUUUUUAUACUGUUUCUAUGAAAUAUACCCAUUCUCUUCACAGAGGCAAACCUUCUGAAAUAACCCUAUUUAUAAGUUAACCCAGUGUUGUAAUCAAGUGAGAAUCUAAUCUUGCCUUUUGCAUAGAGAUAUGUACCUACUGCAAAUAUAACAUUUUGGGGUACUUGAGUCACUAUUUAAUUUUUUGUUAUUGUUUCUAGCACUUAAGAAGAUUAAAAUGUGUACAAAAAUUAAUAUUUUUUAAUUUUUUAAGAAUAUAAUUAUUUUCUGUCAUUACCAUUACAAAUGUUUUAAAAAAGGCUAGAAAUCAAUCUGUGUAUAUUUCUGUACCUGUAUAGCAACACAUUUCAUAAAUGGAAAUAUGUUCUCUGAAUAUUUAUUUACUAAUAUAUUUAUCUUUAAGCCAUGUCUUAUGUUCAGAGUGUAUGAACAUUUUGGAGUUAUUUGGUUGCUUUUUAUUUUGAGAAAAAAAAUCACUAACAUGAGACUUUGUAUAUACAUGGUAAUUGCACACAAGACGAUUAAAUCUUCUCUGACCAAAAAACUGAUUUUAAAACUUUAGUACCAUACAGUUUUGUAAUUAAAGUGUACAAAGAUCUGUAAAAUAUACAGUUUUAUU